AUGAGUCGGCCGUUGAAGCACAAUUCAAAACAACUGCGGUGGAUAGCGCUCGGAGGUGCUCUUAGCUACUAUACUGAUGUCGUCGCACUCUUGCGAAACCUCGUCAGACCACCAUCAUCGGGCGAUACGCUGGAAGACGGCGAGGGGUGGACAUGGAGUAGAAUGAGUGCAGUUGCGAGUGUCGGGCUCGGCUCCCUGACGAUUCUACUUUUCCUAUACCUAUUGCUAUUACCAAAACUGAGUGGGAGGAGACUAGAGUACUCUCAAUGGAGAAACUCGGAGCAGCUGCGAAUAGUCAUCCCAAUAUUGACAGUCACCAUAUUUUCUGGCUGGACGUUUCUCGUGUUUGCCCUGUAUGCCUCGUCGCUAGGCUUCUUGCUCAGCUUCCUUGGGGCUAGCGGCUUGUAUAUUCUCUCGUUUGGCCUUCUCGGUCUCAUUCCUAUAGCACGGCUCUAA
Serendipita indica DSM 11827 is the source of this 456-nucleotide messenger RNA. The record is from the annotation of a GenBank genome assembly. Lineage: Eukaryota; Fungi; Basidiomycota; Agaricomycetes; Sebacinales; Serendipitaceae.